Molecule: messenger RNA, 2469 nt
Organism: Tupaia belangeri chinensis (Chinese tree shrew)
Lineage: Eukaryota; Metazoa; Chordata; Mammalia; Scandentia; Tupaiidae
Gene: SPAG6
Product: sperm associated antigen 6
Exons: 11
Coding region: 52-1581 (509 amino acids)
Biological process (GO): epithelial cilium movement involved in extracellular fluid movement; neuron projection extension; sperm axoneme assembly
Cellular component (GO): acrosomal vesicle; microtubule cytoskeleton; axoneme
Molecular function (GO): microtubule binding
Source: RefSeq, a predicted model, not a curated record
GAGCCGCGUCGUCGCCAAGCUUGAGAAGACUUGGGAGCGGCGGCGGGCGCCAUGAGUCAGAGACAAGUGCUGCAAGUGUUCGAGCAGUACCAGAAAGCCAGAACCCAGUUCGUGCAAAUGGUGGCGGAGUUGGCGACCAGACCCCAAAACAUCGAGACGCUGCAGAACGCUGGUGUAAUGUCCUUGCUGAGGCCUCUUCUUCUGGAUGUGGUCCCAACAAUUCAACAGACUGCUGCUUUGGCUCUUGGGAGACUGGCCAAUUAUAACGAUGACCUAGCUGAAGCUGUGGUGAAGGGUGACAUUCUUCCACAGCUUGUUUAUUCCUUGGCAGAACAGAAUCGUUUUUACAAGAAAGCAGCUGCCUUUGUGUUACGAGCAGUUGGUAAACACUCUCCUCAGCUAGCUCAGGCAAUCGUUGAUUGUGGAGCACUGGAUACUCUGGUGAUAUGCCUGGAAGAUUUUGACCCUGGAGUCAAGGAGGCUGCAGCCUGGGCACUUGGAUAUAUUGCAAGACAUAAUGCAGAACUGUCACAAGCUGUGGUGGAUGCGGGAGCUGUUCCUCUUUUAGUACUUUGUAUCCAGGAGCCAGAAAUUGCUUUGAAAAGGAUUGCUGCUUCGGCCCUCAGUGACAUUUCAAAGCAUUCUCCAGAGUUAGCACAGACAGUAGUGGACGCAGGAGCUAUUGCUCACUUAGCCCAGAUGAUCCUCAACCCCGAUGCUAAAUUGAAGCGUCAGGUCCUUUCUGCUCUCAGUCAGGUUGCAAAACAUUCUGUGGAUCUGGCAGAAAUGGUUGUUGAAGCUGAGAUUUUUCCAGUUGUACUUACCUGUCUGAAGGACAAAGAUGAAUACGUGAAGAAAAAUGCUUCUACUUUAAUUAGAGAGAUUGCAAAACAUACACCUGAGCUUUCACAGCUGAUAGUUAACGCCGGAGGAGUUGCUGCUGUGAUUGAUUGUAUUGGCUCCUGCAAAGGGAACAUCAGGCUGCCUGGCAUCAUGAUGCUUGGUUACGUGGCAGCUCACUCCGAGAACCUAGCGAUGGCAGUGAUCAUUUCCAAGGGUGUACCCCAGUUGUCAGUCUGCUUGUCGGAAGAACCAGAAGAUCAUAUUAAGGCUGCUGCUGCUUGGGCCUUAGGACAGAUUGGGAGACACACUCCAGAGCACGCACGGGCUGUCGCGGUCACCAAUACUUUGCCAGUUCUGCUUUCCUUGUACAUGUCGACAGAAAGUUCUGAGGAUCUUCAAGUAAAAAGUAAAAAAGCCAUAAAGAAUAUCCUUCAAAAAUGCACCUACCUACCAGCACUUGAGCCAUUUCUGUAUGAUGCACCUCCCAAUAUUCUGAAGCAUGUGGUUGGACAGUUCAGUAAGGUGCUGCCGCAUGACAGCAAAGCUCGAAGACUUUUUGUCACAAGUGGUGGACUUAAAAAGGUUCAAGAGAUAAAAGCAGAACCUGGUUCUCUCCUUCAAGAAUACAUCAACAGUAUUAACAAUUGUUACCCUGAGGAAAUAGUAAGGUAUUACUCCCCUGGAUAUUCAGAUACACUGCUGCAGAGGGUGGACAGCUAUCAACCACUUACUAACUAAGCAAAGUUAUAUUUUUAGAGUGAAGUUCACAGCAAAAUAUUUAUGAAUAACAAUUGUUAAAGCUUUCUAUAUAUUUGAACUCAUUACAUUCUAGAUGUAUUCAUUGUGAACUAACUUCAGAUAAAUUCUAUAUUUAUGUAAUACUUUAAAAAAUAGUAGCUUGAAUAUAUGAAGAACUAUUCAUGAUCUUUCAUGUGCAUAAGAUGUGCUCAAAACUUAUUAUAGAUUUUAAAAAGACUAGAGAGUUUUAUUAUUGUUUCAUUAAACAUCAUAACACACAUACCCCCACAAACCCACACUCCUCCUACUAGAUAGAAAUAAGAGAUGGUGUUCAAAAACAUUUGAGCCAUUUUGGCCAAUUCCUGAUAGGCAUAGGCAAGGAAAUCUGGCUUUGCAACUUACACAGUAGAACACAAAAGGGAAAUCACUGAAAGAGGAAACUGAUGACAGGAACACAGGGCACUUGACAGACACAGAUACUGGGCACAUAACUGCAUUAACCUAACACAUAGAAUCUAUGCAUAACCCUAAGAUAUUAGGCUCUCUUCUUUAUCUCAAGAUGUUAAAGUUCUUCUCACAGCCUGUCUAAAUUGUUCCUUAUCUUCCUUGGGGCUGGAGAGGGGAGAAGUAGGUAUUAAGCAGUUACAUUCCUACAGACAUGUUCUGUUCCCAUUAAAAUAGUUUAGUCUAGUUUUGCUCAUAAGCAAAUGAGGAAGCAGCAUACAAAAUGGAUCCUUAGUAUUCCUUUGUCCUAACUUCACUUUCCCAAGUUUCAAAAAUCAUACUUUUAGAAACUUAAGGAAUAGCUUGAAAAGAGUUAUUACCAUCAGACUCAGACUACAUACAUUUUCAUUUAGGACACUGUCAAAGGGUGAAAGGGGGUUUCAA